AUGGUGAAGUAUGGGCAGCUAAGUAAAGUGUUCGAGUGUAUGGAAGAAUGGGAGAUGUGGUGGGGUUUAUAUAGGGAGGAUGUAGGAGGUAGGAUUCAUGAACUUGAGGGGAAACCUUACGAGAGGGAAACAUCAGUUCACCCUAUUGCCAAAGCCCAAGCUCCAACCUCCGUUCCCCCACUACUAAACAUUCCGUCUAGCCAUAGCCCACUCUUCCUCACCAUGCUAAACCCACCCUUCAAAACCCACCCUUCAUAUGAAACCCUUGGCCAACCGAUCUCCACUGUCCGCCUACUACCGAUCCAUGGAGUCAUUAAUUCCCUAAUUUAUUUCCGGAUCAUGCACUUAGCUUCAGUCAUCGUCAAGGCAUUUGUCGUUCUCCAGCCCUAUGAUCAAUCCUGUACAGUCAAGUCUAACAGAGACAACCAAAUGGGUGUUUCUGGUUGUUCCCUUUGCCCUUUGGCCAAAUGGCAUCAACCCGCAACCCGCAGAUGUGUUGUAAAUCUUGGUCUGUUGAGCGCACACAGCUUGUUUUCCUUCUACAAGAGAUAUAAUGAUUUCGAAGAUUAG
This is a messenger RNA of Dovyalis caffra, 570 nucleotides long. The record is from the annotation of a GenBank genome assembly. Lineage: Eukaryota; Viridiplantae; Streptophyta; Magnoliopsida; Malpighiales; Salicaceae.